Messenger RNA from Apiotrichum porosum, 504 nucleotides. It is a transcript of the gene GLO1, whose product is annotated as Lactoylglutathione lyase. Lineage: Eukaryota; Fungi; Basidiomycota; Tremellomycetes; Trichosporonales; Trichosporonaceae. Bases 1 to 504 code for a protein of 167 amino acids. Gene Ontology annotation, molecular function: metal ion binding; lactoylglutathione lyase activity. The record is from RefSeq and is a predicted model, not a curated record. The transcript is spliced from 6 exons.
AUGUCCGCCGUCACCAAGUCUGACCCGAAGACUUACAUCUUCAACCACACCAUGUUCCGCGUCAAGGACCCCAAGGCGUCCAUCGCGUUUUACGAGAACGUUCUCGGCAUGGAGUGCUUCCGUCGCGCCGACGGCCCCGACUUCACCAACUACUUCCUGGGCUACCCCUCGGGCUUUGGCGCCAACGCCAAUGCCUCCCUGGAGGAGAAGGCCGAACUCAUGACCACCCGCGAGGCUGUCCUCGAGCUCUGCCACAACCACGGCACUGAGAACGACCCCGACUUCAAGUACCACUCGGGUAACGAGGAGCCCGGCCGUGGCUUUGGCCACAUCUGCAUCGCCGUCGACGACCUCGAGGCUGCGUGCAGGCGCUUCGACGAGCUCGGCGUCAAGUUCAAGAAGCGCCCCGAGGAGGGCCGCAUGCGCCACAUCGCUUUUAUCUAUGAUCCAGACCAUUAUUUCGUGGAGAUCCUUGCUAAGCGUGGCCUCACGAAUGCUGCUUAA